Messenger RNA from Symbiodinium pilosum, 582 nucleotides. Lineage: Eukaryota; Dinophyceae; Suessiales; Symbiodiniaceae. The record is from the annotation of a GenBank genome assembly.
GUCAAGCGAAACCCCUUCCAUGUGAAGUUCUUCCUGUCCGUUGGCGAUUGGUGCGGCAAAAUGUGGAUGGAAGAGCUCAAGGGUCCUAUGCUCCAGACGCCCUACUACCCGGCCUUCAUUUCAGCGGCAGCCUGGAGUCCGACAAGGGCUGGUGUCUUCUUCCUCGCCCGACAAGACGGUCGCCUGGAUGUCUGGGAUUACUUCUACAGAAUGAAUGAGGUAGCCUUGACGCAGCAAGUCUCAGACCGCGCACUGACCUCGCUCAACAUCCAGGGGCAGGGCCGUCUGGCGGCUGUGGGAGACGCCGGAGGCGUCAUCACCUUGCUCCAGCUCUGCGACGGUCUUGUAGAUCCAGGUCCGAACGAGAAGAACUUGAUCGGCAUGCUCUUCGAUCGCGAGACGAAGCGCGAGAAGAGUCUGGAGCAGAUCAAGAAACAGGGCGGAGCGGUGAAGAAGGAGGACAAGGAUGGGGCCGGUGGCAUGACCAUCGACAAGACGAAGUACCAGGAACGGGAGAAGGCGUUCUUCACGGAGCUCAACAUGACCGGCGACGACCUGGGCACCACCCUCCCAGCACGCUAA